Hyphopichia burtonii NRRL Y-1933 is the source of this 2745-nucleotide messenger RNA. RefSeq lists its product as uncharacterized. The record is from RefSeq and is a predicted model, not a curated record. The transcript is spliced from 2 exons. The annotation marks the transcript as partial. Lineage: Eukaryota; Fungi; Ascomycota; Pichiomycetes; Serinales; Debaryomycetaceae. Gene Ontology annotation, molecular function: ATP binding; nucleic acid binding.
AUCUUACCCGAGAGAUCAAGAAGCCUCUUCAGAUUCACCCACUUCAACGAAAUGCAGUCAAAGGUAUUCAAUGAUAUCCAUUGUCUGAGUGAUAAUUGCGUUAUCAGCUCGCCAACCGGAUCAGGCAAAACUGUCUUAUUUGAGUUGGCAUUUUUGAGAUCGCUUAGGGAAAAUAGUGAACACAAGAUCCUAUACUUAGCACCCACAAAAGCCUUAUGCACCGAUAGAUACAAUGAUUGGAAGAGCAGGAUUGGUGGCUUGAACAUCUCCAUUGGUGCAUUAACCGGGGAUACCCCUUUGAAUGAAGUCGAAAGAGUUAGAAAUAGCAACAUAAUCAUUUCAACACCAGAAAAAUGGGACAUGCUAAGCAGAAGGUGGUCAGACUAUCAAAAAUUAUUCAAUUUAGUCAAGCUUCUUUUAAUCGACGAAGUUCAUAUAUUAAAGGAUGCCAGAGGGUCCGUUCUUGAAACACUAGUAACUAGGAUGAAGAGAUUGUGUAAAGGUAUGAGAAUAAUUGCUUUAUCUGCAACAAUCUCAAAUGUUGGGGAUGUCUCCAAAUGGAUUGCGUUGAAUGAUAAUAAUCAGAAACCAGCCAAUACCUUUUCAUUUGACGAUUCGUACCGGGCAGUUAAAUUGGAUAAAUUGGUUUUUGGUUACCAAAAAGAUUCUGACAACAUUUACUACUCUGAUGUGUCUCUCAAUUCAAAAUUAGAUGAAAUUAUAUCUAUUCACAGUCUUGGUAAGCCAAUAUUGAUUUUCUGCCCUACUAGAAAUUCUGCGAUAAAGACUGCAAAAUACCUAGGGCAAAAAUCUACAACAACUUAUUCAAAUAUCAGCCUAAAUAUUAAGGAAAAUGACCUCAAAAAAUUAGUGAGUUCGGGUGUUGCAUACCAUCAUGCCGGAUUAACAUAUUCUGAUAGACAAGAAGUUGAAGGAGGAUUUUUAUCAGGAAAACUAAAGAUCAUUUGUUCAACCUCGACUUUGGCUACAGGUAUAAACUUACCAGCUUACCUAGUGAUUAUCAAAGGAACUAAAUGUUGGAAUAACGGAAGCUUCGAAGAAUACUCAGAAAUUGAUUUACUUCAAAUGAUGGGAAGAGCUGGUAGACCUCAAUUUGAAAGCGAAGGAAAAGCCAUUAUAUUGACUUCUAAAGAGCAUAAGCUUAGGUACCAAAGACUUAUUGAUGGAACAGAGAAAGUUGAGAGCCAUUUACAUUUAUCAUUCAUAGAAAAUAUGGCUGCAGAAAUAACGCUUGGAACAAUUCAAAGUGAAGCAGAUGCAAUGAAUUGGCUCCGUUCAACAUUUUUUUAUGUUAGAUUUAUUGAAAAUCCCACUUAUUAUCAAAAUAUAUCAGGUGAAGAAUUAGAUCUUUCAAAAAGACUUUAUAAUUUCUGUAUUUCGAAUUUGAAUGAACUUUUGAAAGAGAACAUUAUAGAUAGUGAUUCAACAAGCAAAUUUAAGCCUACUGCUUUUGGUUUGGCAAUGUCCAGACAUUAUGUCCUGUUUUCAACUAUGAAAAAUCUACUCUCUAGUCAGAAAAGAAAAUCAUUAUCCCAAGUCUUGGACUUACUCAGUAAAUCAAAAGACAUGUCCGAUAUAAGAAUGAAGUCUCAAGAAACAAAACUUUUCAAAGAUGUUAAUUCUUCCCCUUUGUUGAAAUUUCCAAUCAAGUCAAAGACUUUAGAAAAUCAAGAUAAGGUUCUGUUAUUGAUACAGUACGAGUUAGGAGGUUUAGAAUUUCCUAGUUAUACUGAUGCAUCAAAACUUUAUUCUUCAUUUCACAAUGACCUUUUUCAGGUUUUUAGACAAGCAAUCAGAAUUGUUCGUUGCAUGAUUGACGUUUUUCGAGAACAAAAAGAUUCAAUUUCUCUUAUCAAUGCUAUGAGUUUGAAUAGGUCCAUUAUAGGAAAAUGCUGGGAGAAUUCUCCGAUGGAGCUAAGACAAUUGGAAGGAAUAGGCUUAGCCAACGUGAGAAAGUUUGUUAAUCAUAACGUAAGCUCUUUAAAAGAUGCCCAAGCCUUAACUCCUCAACAGAUUGAAUAUUAUCUUGGUUGGAAAAUUGGCUCUGGUAACAAAGUACAAGCCGCUUUAUCAUCUCUUCCAAAAGUCUCGGUAAAAUUGAACCCAGGAGCUUCAACCGUUAAUGGUUCUAAUACUUAUGUUCAGCUUUCUCUCAGUAUAUCCAUUACGGUCUCAAAUCCGAAAGCUUCCUGUUCCUGGAAACGACAGAGCGUUAUGUUGAAUAUCAUUACGGAACUAUCCAAUGGGACUCUUGUCGACUUUAGGCGUAUGCCAAUAUCCAAUUUCAGCAAGCUUCUACCAAAAGGCUUCAAUCUUGUGAUACCUAUUACCCUUGAAUGUAAUAAUAUAAAUGUUUAUGUAUGUGCCGAAUCUAUUGCAGGAACCGAAACAAAAUAUACAAUCAAGGUUGCAGACUAUGUUGAUGAAUGGAAGUUGACAGAAAGUGUUGAAACUUCUUCCGAAAUGUCAGAGAUUGACCUUGAUGAGGUCUUUCGAGCUGUUGAACAAGACGUGGAAGCUAAAAGGAUAGCCCGCACAAAAUUGGGUAAGAGUAAUUUCGUUUCGCAGCCAAAAAGGGAAACACCAAAACCCGAAUCUUCAACCCUAUUACUCGGAAAUAGAAAACGGCAAAGGUUGAAAAACGGUAAUUACAUGUGUAUUCAUAGUUGUAAGGAUCGCUCAAGAUGCCGUCAUUUGUGCUGCAAAGAAGGUAUUCCCGAAAAG